Molecule: messenger RNA, 2359 nt
Organism: Olea europaea var. sylvestris
Lineage: Eukaryota; Viridiplantae; Streptophyta; Magnoliopsida; Lamiales; Oleaceae
Product: pentatricopeptide repeat-containing protein At4g18840
Exons: 4
Coding region: 1-1965 (654 amino acids)
Biological process (GO): RNA modification
Molecular function (GO): RNA binding; protein binding
Source: RefSeq, a predicted model, not a curated record
AUGGCUUUGUUGGAUUACAUCGACUUAAAUUUAAAAAUCGUCGAUCAAUACACGAGUAGAAGGUUCAAGAGUUUAGAGAAGCUGCUUGGUUGCUGGUCUAGCUCGAGCCAUAGCUACGAGCCAUGUCUUUGCCUGUCUCGGCCCGGACCAGCCAAAGUGGCUUCCCCAUUUGAGUCACGGGUGGGUGUGGUUCCAAGUAGUUCGGUUCCAAAGAGAUUCGGAACCAACUGGAGAGCAAAUAAUUUUGUUAUGAUAGAACCCAUUGAUUCUAUUGGUAAUUUCAACUUAGUUUUGUUGCCGAAACUAAGUCAAAAACAGAACAUAGCUACAACUGAAUCAAUGUCUGUCCCUGCUAGUUUCUCUUCUUCACCAAUUCUCUCACUCACAGAAGCAGCCACUUCCAUUUCGCAACUCCACCAAGCUCACGCCUACAUGCUCAAAACUGGCCUUUUUCAACAAACAUUCGCCGUGAGUCGCCUUGUGACGGCGGCCACCACCAUCUCUCAUCAUGGCCUUUCCUACGCUGAAUCCAUUUUCGCCCACGUUCACCGGCCCAACUCUUAUAUUUAUAAUACCAUGAUACAUGCAUAUGCAACUAGUGAGACACCAAUUUUAGCCUUUAUCAUCUUUCUUAAAUUGUUAUGUGAAGAUAGCGAAGUUUAUGCAGAUAAAUAUACUUUCACGUUUAUUCUUAAAGCUUGUGCUAGAGUUCGUAGAGGUAAAGAAGGGAAACAAAUUCAUGGGAUUGUCUUGAAGGAUGGACUUGGAGAUGAUGUGUAUAUAAACAAUACGUUGAUUCACAUGUAUGCGAAAUGUGGAUGCUUCGAAGUGGCACGUAAUUUGCUUGAUAGGAUGUUUAAAGAUGAUGUUGUUUCGUGGAAUGCUUUGUUGAGUGUAUACGCAGAGAUGGGAUUGGUAGAGUUGGCACGUAAAUUGUUCGAUGAAAUGCCGGUGAGAAAUGUGGAGUCUUGGAAUUUCAUGGUUUCCGGGUAUGUAAAUUGUGGGUUGAUUGAAGAGGCAAGGGAUGUUUUUGAUGUGAUGUUGGUGAAAGACAUCGUUUCUUGGAAUGCUAUGAUCAGUGCAUAUGCCAAGGCUGGUGCUUUUGGUGAAGUUUUGGUGCUUUUUGAGGGUAUGCAGAGUGUGAAGGAGUGCCCUGAUAGUUGUACACUCGUAAACGUGCUAUCUUCUUGUGCCGGCCUUGGAGCUUUAAGCCAAGGCAAGUGGGUUCAUGCUUACAUUGACAGGAACAGAAUCGAAGUGGAAGGUUUUCUAGCUACAGCUCUUGUGGAUAUGUAUUCAAAAUGUGGGUGCAUCGAGAAAGCUUUGGAAGUAUUCAAUAAUACAUUGAUGAGGGAUAUUAGUACAUGGAAUUCAAUGAUCGCAGGUUUGAGCAUCCAUGGUUCGGGACAUCACGCGUUGAAAAUGCUCAAUCAGUUGGUUUCUGAUGGUUUUACGCCUAAUGAGGUCACUUUUAUAAGCAUAUUGUCAGCUUGCAGUCGUGCAGGUUUAGUGUCAGAGGGUCUUACGAUGUUCGAUCAUAUGGUUCAUGUUUAUGGAAUUCAACCUACUACUGAACAUUAUGGAUGUCUAGUUGAUUUGCUUGGUCGACGUGGUCUGUUAAACGAGGCUAAAGAACUUCUGAACAAAUCGACAGUGAAACAAAAUCCAAUUGUUUGGCAGGCUCUCUUGGCUGCUUGUAGAAAUCAUGGUGAUGUAGAAUUGGCUGAAUACGUUGCUCGAAAACUUUUAGAGCUUGAUCCUAAAGACAGUGCUGGUUAUGUUCAGUUGUCUAAUGUUCACGCAUCUUUGGGGAGAUGGAACGAUGUUACGGAUGUGAGGAUGAGGAUGAGGGAAAGAGGAUUAAAUAAAGAGCCUGGUUGCAGCACGAUAGAAAUUGAUGGAAAUGUUCACGAGUUCUUAGCUGGGGAAGGAGUAAUUGUUGAACCUCCUCGACUAAAAGCUUAGUUUUUUACAUGUCCACCUCAAAUACAUGCUGAAUUCUGACACGAGGUUUAUAAUCAUCGAUAGCAUUACCAUUGCAAUUUGUCAACUGAUAAUCUUUCUUGAAGUACUAGAAUUAUAUGUAUAAUCUAAUAACACGAUCAAUACUUUUUGUCUUUCUCCAUAAUUUUCCUCUCUAUUUUUCUUUUUCUGAAAUUACGAUUCAGGACAUGGACCAUACGAUUAGAAUGAUGUGCCCAGAAAGACAGACCGAUUCACACCACAGCUUGUGCUAGAUUAUUCGACAGCAAACAACUCAGUUAGAUUUACAGCCCUAUUCUCGUCUCAACUGUUAUAUAUGAAUUAUAAUUCUUGUAUUUUGUGGCUAUAGGAGUAGUACAAUUUCAUUAUAAAGUUA